Microthlaspi erraticum is the source of this 1590-nucleotide messenger RNA. The record is from the annotation of a GenBank genome assembly. NCBI's taxonomy places the organism in Eukaryota, Viridiplantae, Streptophyta, Magnoliopsida, Brassicales, Brassicaceae.
AUGGAUGUGACCUAUCCAUCUAGUUUGGCACUUGCUCUAUUUUCCAUUACACUGGUCUUGGCUCUUUUUGUACGUUCCUUGAGAUCCAAGAAAACAAAAGGUCAGCUUCCUCCGGGGCCAAAGGGAUGGCCAAUCAUAGGGAACUUGUUCCAAAUGGUCAUGAACCGGCCGACUCACGAGUGGUUCCACCGCGUCAUGGCAGACAUGCAAACGGAGAUAGCUUGCUUCCGUUUCGCCCGCGUCCACGUCGUCGUCGUAACCUCAAGCGAGAUUGCCCGAGAAGUGCUUAGAGAGAAAGACGAGGCUCUCGCAAACAGAGCUGAGGCAUACUCGAUUGAUCUCAUAAGCCAUGGCUACCAUGGCAUCAGUUUCUCUGCCUACGGUGAGGGUUGGAAGCUGUCGAAGAAAGUGAUGGUCACCAAACUCAUGUCUCCUACAACGUUGAAUAACACCCUCGUUAGUAGAACAAUGGAAGCAGACAACAUAGUCACGUAUAUCUUCAACCUAUGCCAAUCAGGGUCCAUGAAAAAGCCGAUCAACGUGAGGGAUGCCACGUUAACUUAUUCCCACGCCGUGAUGAUGAGGAUGAUGUUUGGCCAGAGGCAUUUUGAUGAACCGGCAGAGGACGGCGGUCUCGGGCCGAAGGAGAAAGAGCAUAUGGACGCAAUAUACCGAGCUCUUGACUGUCUUUUCGGCUUCAGCGUAGCGGACUACCUCCCUUUUCUUAGAGGAUGGAACAUCGAGGGAGAGGAGGAGGAAGUAAGAGGAGCGGUUGAUAUUAUCAACAAGUGCAACGACCCGAUGAUCCGCGAGAGAAUGCAUUUGUGGAGGGAGAAAGGUGGGAAAGAGAAGGAGGAAGAUUGGCUCGAUAUUGUUAUCACGCUGAAAGAUGACCAAGGAAUGCCUUUACUCACGUUUGAAGAGAUUAGGGCUUUUUGCAAGGAUGUCAACGUGGCUACAAUCGACAAUACGAUGAAUAACGUGGAGUGGACGAUAGCUGAGAUGUUGAACCACCCAGAUAUUCUUAAGAAAGCUUUAGACGAAUUGGACACGAUAGUUGGCAAAGACAGACUUGUCCAAGAAUCAGACUUGUGCAAGCUCAACUACAUAAAAGCUUGUAGCAGAGAAACUUUCCGGCUUCACCCACCUAAUGCUUUUUUGCCUCCUCAUGGAGCCCGAGAAGAUACUACUCUCGCUGGCUAUUUCAUCCCCAAAGGUAGUCAAAUUCUUGUGAGCCGUCCAGGGCUUGGUCGGAACCGUAAGAUGUGGAGCGAACCUGACGCGUACAAGCCAGAGCGACAUCUUGAUGAUUACUCGAGGGACUCAAUGGGUGUUAGCAUGUUGGAGCCAGACAUGCGGUUCGUGAUAUUCAGCACCGGUCGGCGUGGCUGCCCAGGUACUAAGAUUGGAGCAACUAUGAUCAUCAUGUUGUUAGCCAGGCUUCUCCAAGGGUUCGAUUGGAGUCUCCCUCCGGGUGCCAGUCAAGUCGAGCUCGUCGCGAAUAAUAGCAACUUGUUCAUGGCCAAGCCUCUACUUGCAUCCGCCAAACCUAGAUUGGCUCCUGGUUUGUAUCCGAAAAUCCAGGUCUAG